Molecule: messenger RNA, 4518 nt
Organism: Liolophura sinensis
Lineage: Eukaryota; Metazoa; Mollusca; Polyplacophora; Chitonida; Chitonidae
Product: protein unc-13 homolog D-like
Exons: 27
Coding region: 390-4097 (1235 amino acids)
Cellular component (GO): secretory vesicle
Source: RefSeq, a predicted model, not a curated record
AUCAAUGGCGGGAAGGCUGGGACUAAUAUUUCAGACUGCAUGCCUUUGCAUAUUUGAGAAAUAACAUUGGAUCGAGUGUAUCUCCCAGCAGUACACCACUGCAUGAUCACAGGGAUCACGCGUUCAGUGUCAUGCAGUGAUGUAAACUCCAGAAAUAAAUCAUAGCCCAAAUCAGGAGACAAGAGGAACAAGUCGUCACAUGUUUGUCUCCUCAACUUCCGAAGUAUUGAAACGGGCACGUGCCAGCUACAACCCGAGACAACCAAGACUUCCUGUACCGGCUUAGCUGCCUAUUGACAAUGCCAGGAAACCAACACUGGCUAUCUGAUGAAAAUCAACCAAUGGCGGGAGCAGGCAGACUAUAAAAAGGCUGAUGAGUUCCGGUCAUGAUGACAGACCAUAUCUCACGCCGGCACAGCUACUGUCGUUCUGUGCCCAAUAGUCCAGACAUUACUGACAUGCUAAAUGCGAUGUACACAUCUCACGUGAGCACUGACAAUGGUGGCAGCAGCACCAGUCUGAGCCCCACAUCUCCAUCAAGCCUUUUUACCCGUGUUAAGCGUCGCCUCAGCAUGCGAGGACGCCACAAUUUUGGGCGCCGCAAAAGUUCGCAGACUUCACUUAAUUCUCUGAACUUGGAGGGUUUGUUUGGCGAGGUGGGAAGGAAGCUGAGCUGUGCAUCCAGGGAUGAUCUCUGUAACCUUCAACUUGAUCCUGAGACGGAACAUCUGUACCGAGGGUUACUGAGGAGUGUUAUCCACCCACUGGGGGCCCCUGAUGCCACAAUAGGGCUCAGGCCCGGAGACCUGGCCGAUCAUCUCAGAGAGAUAUUUGACUUGGACAGAGAUGAACAUGAAGUGUUCAUCAGGGAAGAGCUCAUACAAAAGCCCCAGGAUCUCCGCCUACAUUUCACAGUAUCAGAGGCCUCCGGUUUGAGACCUGCAGAUAGCUCAAGCGUGUGCGAACCAUACUGCAUCCUCAGUCUUGUAUCCACAUCGAAACACGUUUCGCGCUCCCCGAAAUCCUCACCCAAAGUAUCACCCAAAGGUUCUCCCAAACCCAAGCGGAAGUCCAGUAACACAUCCAAUGUGUCCACAGAUAGUAGCGAGGUCAGGUACACCCAGUCUGCGAAGGGAGGUAACAACCCACGCUGGAACGAACAGUUUGAAUUUGACUUAUACGACCACACAGGAGAUGAGCUACACGUGUAUGUGUGGGACAACACCAAAGACUCUCCGCUCUACGGGACUAACCACUGUGUCCCCUCCACCUCCGAAAAACCACUCGGAUUUAAAACGAUAUUCCGCUACAUCCGUCACAGUGUGGAGCAUGGUAAGACGGGACAAGAUUACCUUGGCAUGUGUGUCAUACCUCUCAAGGAUAUUCCGUGCAAUGGUGCAGAACAGUGGUUUGACUUAACAGACAAGUGUAAAGUGACCGGCAGACUCAAACCAGCUGGUCAGAUUAAAAUAAAACUAUCCAUUUCCCCGAGGGAGGUUCAGAUUGAUCAUGUAGACAGCGUGGACAGUUCUGCCCCAUCAGGCAGUGGUUACUCUGCCACGGACAGUUACUUCCACGCCCUCCAGCACAUGUUACGCCAUUCCGUCAAGGUGCAACGCAUAAUGCACCAGUCCGCAGCUGUCAGCACGGAGCAGAUUGACGGGUCGCUCAGCACGCAGAAGCGCAGAAUCAUGGAUCUGUUUGCAGUGUCCUCCAACAUCAGCAAACUCUCACAGGCAAUGCUUCACCUUGUGGUCAUCCUGCAGUGGUCUGUGGGACACGAGAGUUGUCACCUGUCCAAAGUGGCUCUGCAGAAGUCGUUAGAAGCUGUACAGAUGGCUUGGAUCACCAUGCAGGUUGGACUCACAGAGGUGUCGGCCAAGAUGCCGCUCACUGACAAUGAGAUUGCCAUGUUCAGAAUGACUGCUGGCAAAUAUUUCAAUGCCACAAUGAGCAACCUUGAGAUUCCGGAUCUUUUCCCACCAAAUGUGGAGUCUGUGAAUGUACUCAAAAACAAAAUUGGUGUUUUAAUCCAGCUUUCUGAUUUUGACCUGUGGGAUAAAAAAUCAUUCCCACUGAAGGAGCUGACAGCUGUCGUUGUAGGUAAAAUACAGACGGAUGCGGCCAUUUGGAUCCUGGAGCAGCUCGGUCAAAUCACAAUCGACGAAACGGUCAAGGACACGGUUAUCCCGGAGGUCACGACCUUUCUCGACGUAGUCAGCCAGGCCACCUCACACAUGCAGCCCAUUGAGAUGAUCCGUCAGUUCUUCUUGCGACUCGACAUCCAGUACUACAGGCUUAUCUCAUUUGCUCUGGAGAGCAAGGUAUCCAGGAAGGCUAGGGAUCUGAUGCAGCAGAUGGAUAAGUACCAGAUCAGAUAUCACAAGUAUUAUGAAAACAUCAUCUCCAGCAGCCAGCUGUCACUCACACUGUACUUCGCCCUCAGGAAGAUGUACCACACGGCAAAGGAGCACAUCACUUAUAGGGAAAUAUUUAAACUGACGAUCUCUAAGUACCAGAGUUGGUUCCAGGAAUCUCUGGUGUUCUGGCUGCAGACAUUCAAACUGGAGUGUUCACGAAGGCUGGAAAAAGCCUUGGAGAUUGACAAGGAUAUGGUGCUGGUGACAACGCUGGUGAAAUACUCUAACAGUUCAGUAGAUGUGCUCUCUUGCUUCUCAAAGAUAACAGAGGAGUGGCGAGAAAUAAAGUUUCAUGAUGCUGACUGUGUAUUGAUGGGCGUCACUAAACUCACAGAUCUGAUUUGUGACAGUGCCCGUCUCUACGCCGACAAAAUACAGAAUACUGUCCUGGAGAGAAACUGUUACUAUGACAAUUGCGAAGGACAGUUUGAUGUCACAGACAGCCUGUGCAUCACACUGAACAACAUAGAGCAUGUACGUCAGUAUCUGAAUGAGCUUCCCAGCCUGCUGGAGUGGCAGGCCGUUGUGGAGGGGGUGUCCAUGCGCCACGGCAGCGACAAGGUGGGACAGCAGUCACUGAUGACGCUGCGCCGCCUCACCAAGACCGCCCACGGUGACAUGCUGAUGAAGAGCCUCAUUCUGGUUGACAAGAUUACAGGCAGAAUGAGGCUGGAGAUACAGCGCUACAUGCAGCAGUUCACGCGCCUUGAACCUGAAAAACUGUCGUCCAUUGAUGCCUUGAUGCACUACCUGUCUACCAACACUAAGACCCUGUUUGAUCGGCUCGUGAACACCAUCUAUCCUAUAUUCAUUGAACACCUGUGGCACACCGUGCUUACCUGUUUUGAUGAGCAGCUCAUGAUUGGGAGACCAGCGGAGUAUUACAUCACCAUGAGACGGCACCUGCGUUCUCUGUCCAUGUAUUUUGUGCGCGGCGGUGUGGAUGAAGAGAAGGUUAACACAUUUGUCUGCGACACACUGAGGACCCGGUUAGAGCUCAACUGUAUGAGUUCGGAAGACCUCAUUCUACAAUACUACAAGGACAUGGCUGACAACAUGGGCACACCAGUAGAUUACUACGGUCAUCUGGCGUUGAAAACAGCCUUCAUGGAGGAAACAAGAGGAAAAGUUACCAUCUUUGUCCAAGUAAUCCGUGCCAGUGACCUGCCUGGCCUUGACCCCAGUGGACUCAGUGACCCCUAUGUAGAGGUCAGCUUGCAACCUGCUGCCAUGUUCGGUCAUCAUCCCACACAAAAAACGAAGGUUGAGGAGAAAACCCUUAACCCAGUGUUCAACACCACGUUUCAGUUCACAAACAUCCCCAAGGAUCACCUGACCGUUAAGGGGGCUGUCAUGUUGCUGUCCGUCAUGGACCACGAUCACAUCGGCACCGACGACUUUGCAGGGGAGGUCAUCCUGCAUCUUUCAAGCAUUCAGCCAAUCGGAAUGCAUGAAUCAGUAGACACACUACAAGUUGUCAUGAUGCCUGUGAAACGACCGACCAAUCAGAGGGGAGCUUUUCAGGUACUUCGAGAAAGGUCCUCUUGGGACAGAACAUCCAAGGCAUUUGUUAGUGAGAGAUCAAAGUUCAUAGAGAAUCAGCCGACUCGAACUGAUACACCAAACAAAAAGUCUAGUCUGUUUUCCUUCUUCAACAACUUGACAAGAACUCCCUGAUCAGAUGGUGAUCCAGGCUUUAACCUGGCUUAGCUAGAGGGAAGCAAGUGUAUGAUUUACUGCUUGAUUUGAGCUGUGAAGUAGACUGGAUCUGAGGUGCAACUGGUUUUCAACUGGUUUAGACAACACAAGCAGUUCUGGGAGUGGGAUGUACAGGAGUCAUUUGGAUACAGAGCUGUUUCAACUUUUUUACUCAUUGGAACAGCAGAAGACAAGCUGAUGGGGCUGUUCAGAACAAGUGACUGAGGGGUGGGGCUGUUCAGAACAAGUGAUUGUGGGAUGGGGCUGUUCAGAACAAGUGAUUGUGGGAUGGGACUGUUCAGAACAAGUGAUUGUGGGAUGGAACUGUUCAGAACAAGUGAGUGUGGGAUGGGGCUGUUCAGAACAAGUGAUUGUGGGAUGGAACUGUUCAGAACAAGUG